GAAUGGCGAACUCCUGUGCGUGUAAAUUGUUUGUAUAAAUGCAUGUCGAAUUGUGCGGCUGUUUUUAAUAUGACUGAACCAAAUAUAUAUAUAUGUUACUUUAAUACAACAAUGUGUGACUGACAUAAACUUAAGGAUACAGACUAGGCAGUCAAGAAACUGGACGAAAAACGCUUUUCUAUAUCUUGAUCUCAAAUUAUUUUAAAACGACACAUUCAUAAAAGGUUUUAACGUUAAAACUGACGGUUAAGCCUUUAAAAUUGUGUCUUUCACAAUUGAAUAAAGUAGUCAUUACUUUCAGACGUAGUAUUUAAAAAGAUCAAAAUUUCGUUGACAUUUUUAUCUACAGCGAAAUAUAAGUGUUACUAUUUUUCGUGUGAUUCUCUACACUGGAAUUCAUUCGGAAUAAACAAUGGCUGCUAUUCAACUUGAUGACCGUGAUAGAACUAUCGUUUUGGGACGUAGUUUGUAUAGAUCAUCAUCUCCUGGAACAAUGCGAUUAGAAACAAGAAUAAAGGAACUUGAAGAUCAACUAGAUGAAGAGAGAGCAGCGCGAAUAAAGACUGAAAGGGAACUGGCUGAAGUGAAUGCUGAAUGUGAUGUUAUGAAUGCGGACUUACAAAAUUAUAAAGAACAAAUUAAUCAACAAGAAGAAACUAUCAAGAGAAAAGAUCAAGAAUUCUCUCGUGUUCGUAGAGAAUUAGAAGGAAUUCGUAGUGCAAAUGAAGAGAAUUUGGAAAACUUAAGACGCCGCCAUCAAACCACAACUAAUGAACUUAAUGUUGAAAUAAGUGUACUUCAAAAGGCAAAAUACAAAAUUGAAAAAGAAAAGUCUGAAAUAGCUAGACAAUUAGAAAAUGCUUUUACUGAGGUCGAAGAUGCUACUAAGGCCAAAACUGCCGCUCAGACAAAACAAGAAACACUGGAAUCACAAGUUUUAAGACUACGCGCAAAUAACGAAGAGUCACAGAAACGCAUUACUGAACUCAACUCACAGAAUAGUCAACUCGUUGCAGAAAUUACUGAACAAGCUCGAAAUAUUGAGAAGUUAAAUACGAAUCUAGCAAAUUCUCAAAGAGCACAGGCAGUUGCUGAAAUGGUGGCAGAAGAUCACAGAAAAGCAUUGGAAGAAGAAACAAAGACUAGAACAUUAGUUCAAAGUAAGCUAACUGCUAUACAACAAGAACUGGAUAUAAUAACUCAAAGAGCUGAUGAAGAAGCUGAAAAUGCUGCGAAACUUCAGACUGUAGUCAAUAGAUUGACAAAUGAAUUAUCACAAACUAGAUCAAAAUAUGAAAAAGAAUUGAAUGAGAAUACUGAACAGUUUGAUGAACUCAAACGGCGUUUAAACAAUCGUAUUAAUGAGUUAACGGAGUCUUAUGAACUAGAACGUGGUAGAGUAGUUAGUCUUGAACGGACAAAGAAUCAACUAGCCAAUCAGUGUCAAGAGAUACAAACGCAAUUGGAUAACAUGUACACAGAGUGUAGUGAUCAAGCUGUAACUAUAAAAAGUUUAGAGAGUCAAAAAGCUGAAUUGGAACAAAUUUUAGAAGAAACUCAAACAGAAGAAAGUAAUUUACGAACAAAAGCUGGUUUACUCCAAAGAGAUUUGAUUCAAAUAAGAGCUGUUAAAACAGAGCUAGAAGAACGUGUAUCAGUUCUUGAGAAAGAAAAUAAGCAAAAUGCUGAAAAACUGAAGGAGACAAAGGAACGCUUAUCUUCUGUCAACAGACAGGUCACCGAUUUAGAAAGUUCUCGAGCAAGAUUAGAGUCAGAAAGAGAUAAUCUGGACACUACAUUGAAGGAUACUGAAGAUGCAUUACAUGAAUGUGAAACUCGAUAUCAAGCAUCAUGUUCUGCACUAACUACUUUAAGAAGUGAACUUGAACGACAGUCAAGAGAUAAAGAAGAGGAAAUAGAAAGUUUGAGGCGUUCAAGUCAACGUAAUAUAGAAAAUUUAAAAGUUGCCAUUACAGAUAUGGAAAUUAAAAAUCAGAAUGAAAUAGACAGAAUUAAAAAAAAACUUGAAGUAACUAUACAAAAUUUACAAGUUCAAUUGGAUGAAGAAAAAAAUGCUCAUAUAGAAACGAUUAAAGCUCAACAAGAAACGGAAACACAUAUUUGUCAGUUGGAGAUGGAAGUAAAUGAAUUAAAUAAUUUAGUCAGUGAAACUGCAUCCACCUUACAGAUCUGUGAAAAUCGUCGGUCUGCUUUAUCCAGUGAAGUGGAUAGUUUGAGAGGUCAACUGGAAAUCACAGAAAGAUUGAAAAAAAAACUUGAAGAAGAAUCAUCAGAGAAUAUGUCGAAACUUGGCAGUCUAACUAUACAAAUAAAUAAUUUGACUGCAGAAAAACGAAAACUUGAAGGUCAGAUAGCUGUGCUUCAAGGGGACUUGGAUGACGUAACAGGUGCUAAAGACGUUGCAAUAGAGAGAUCAGAUCGACUUCAAAAUGAAGUAAAUCGUUUAACUCAAGAACUUCAAACUGAACAAGAAUCAUGUCGUAGAGCAGAUACAGCAAGACGACACUUAGAAUCUGAGUUGAAAGAGUGUAAUGCAAAAAUUCUUGAGAGUAGAAGAGCUGCUGAUACAGCGGAACGUGAAGCAGACGAUAUGAAAAAUCAAACUGAGUUUAAAAUCAGGGAAUUACAAACAGCAUUAGAAGAGGAAUCGAAGAAAACAAGAGAGGCACAAAGUCAAUUAAGAAAAUGUGAACGAUCACUUAAAGAAUCACUUCAAGCUGAACAAGACGCUGGACAUAUGAUCAAUGAAUUGCGUGAAAUGAUUGAACGAACUCAAACAAAAUUGAAGCAAACUAGGCGACAACUGGAGGAAACUGAGAAUGCUGCACAAACAGCUAUGAUGAAAUAUCGUCGAGCACAACAACAAUUAGACGAUGCAGAUUUACGAAUACAAAUUGCUGAAAGAAAAAUCAGUACAAGUACUCAAGAAGAUAAUUCAAUAAUAUAUGGAAAUUAUAAUAGACAACGAUCUGGUAGUCUUUAUCCAGCUAGAUCAAGAAAUUAUUCUGUUACACGUGAAGGUUCAGUAUACAGUGUUAUGAGUGAAUUACCAUCAUCUCCAAAUAAAACUCGUUUUCAAUUAAACACACCAAGACAAUACAAUCAGAAUAGUUCUGUAGGUAAUCAAAAAGAUAUAGGCAGUUCUAUAAGUCUACUUGAUCUUCCACCAGCUGAAACUAAUAUUAAUUGAUUCUACUUCAGUGAAUUAGACAAAAUAAUCCUUCAACAAUUUAAGAAAUAGUUACAAUUUCCUUUAUUCUUAUGCAUUUCCAUUAUAAUAUUUUAGCAUUUUGUUUCAACGUAUAUGAAUUCAUUAAUUAAAAGAAUUAGGAGUAUCAGAAUAAAAUUAUACAUUCACAUCCUAAUAUCAUCUUAUAUAGAACAUUAGUAUGGGAUAACAUCAAUUGAAAGGGAUUGGAUAUUUUUCGUUAGCUUGUUGUACAUUUAAGUAUUUCGUAUAAAUUGAUUGAUACAUGCUUUCUACCCAUUUUUAUCCUUUAUAUAUAGUGAAUUUUAGUAAACAUUUUAGACUAUAAUUAAUAUAUAUAU
Heterobilharzia americana is the source of this 3570-nucleotide messenger RNA. NCBI's taxonomy places the organism in Eukaryota, Metazoa, Platyhelminthes, Trematoda, Strigeidida, Schistosomatidae. The record is from the annotation of a GenBank genome assembly.